Messenger RNA from Coprinopsis cinerea okayama7#130, 1086 nucleotides. RefSeq lists its product as hypothetical. NCBI's taxonomy places the organism in Eukaryota, Fungi, Basidiomycota, Agaricomycetes, Agaricales, Psathyrellaceae. The transcript has 11 exons. The coding region runs from base 1 to 1086 and encodes 361 amino acids. The record is from RefSeq and is a predicted model, not a curated record. Gene Ontology annotation, molecular function: dioxygenase activity.
AUGUCUUCUACAGACUCUUCCACGUUACCAAAACCUACACCGCCAUGCUGGCUAGCAGACGUUAGGACCGAAAGUACAUUCGAGGAAAUCCCGGUCAUCGAUGUAACUGCUGCUUUCUCGUCAGAUAAGAAAGAGAGAAGGGAACUGGCAGAUAGGAUACGCGAUUCUGCUAUUAAUGUUGGGUUCUUUUAUCUGAAGAACCAUGGUAUACCCGAAGCCACAAUCACUGCUGCAGUGGAAGCAGGAAAGCGAUUCUUCGCUUUACCCGAAUCUGAGAAGAUGAAGAUUGACAUACACAAGACGGCGAAUUACAAGGGUUAUACGGCGCUUUUGGCUGAGAAUACGGAUGUUACUGGGAAUGGGGAUUUGCAUGAGGGGUUUGAUAUUGGGUGGGAGGCGAAGGAUUUGGCGUCUGGUGGUGCGGUUACGGAGGACCGGUGUGGUGAAGCUGGGAAUGGGGCUGGGGGAGCCAUGCAGGGAGGAAAUGUGUGGCCUGAGGGGUUGCCUGGAUUUAAAGAAGCGGUUUUGGAAUAUUAUCACGCUGCUUUUGCAUUGGGACAGGCGUUGUUCCCGCUGUUUGCACUUGCGCUUGAAUUACCUGAGAGGUGGUUCGAUGAUAAAACGACGAACCCUGCUGCGAUCAUGCGGCUGCUGCAUUAUCCGCCUCAAGAUCCAACGAAGCUGAACGAGAAGGAGAUUGGAAUCGGGGCUCAUACAGACUACGAGUGCUUCACCAUCCUUUGGCAAGACCCCUGUGGCGGACUUCAAGUCCAAAACACGUCUGGGAAGUGGGUCGAUGCAGUUCCCAUCCCAGGGACUGUAGUCGUAAACCUCGGUGAUCAAUUCGCGCGAUGGACUAAUGACGUCUUCAAGUCCACGCCUCAUCGAGUGAUUAACCGGUCGGGUCGUGAACGAUAUUCUAUCCCUCUGUUCUUUGGGACAGAUUACAACGUUCUUCUCGAGCCCAUCGAAACCUGCGUAUACCCAGAUUCACCACCCCACUACGAAGUGAUGACCGCAGGGGAUUACGUUAAAUCCCGUCUUGACGCUACCUAUGCCCACUCCGCACCUGCUUCCAACAUCUAG